UGCAACCAGUGAUGACCGGUCGGGAAACUGUGCAGGCCGAGAUCACCGCCCAGGGAGACUUGGUUCGCAAGCUAAAGGCAGCCAAGGAGCCGAAAUCUAAGUAAGAAGUCAAUCACCUCAUGCCAAAUAGAGUUAAAAAGACACGUUAGACUCGCGUCGCGAUCGCGUUUAUUGAAUCUUUCGUGUACAGUAAAAACAAAAACAAAAAAACACCAGAAGAGGAAUAAUCGAUUUGUCGGACUUGGAAGCGGAAGCGCCGGGCGUAACCGUCGCGCAUCACUUUAAUUUGCUUUAUUAACAAAACCGAAGAAACGCCAUGCUUUGUCAGUUGCGUCGGGGCGGCGUCUCCGCAGUAACCAUGCUUCAACGAUCAAUCACCAAACCCACCACCGCUGCUGCUGGACGGAUUGAUCGUGCCCACUAUUCAGCGUCCGUCGUUGGUCGUCGGAUCAACACCACCGUUGGCCACAGAAAUUGUCGCUUCUGUUCGCUGCAGCGAUCGACCACUGACGACGACAACUCACGUCAAAUCGUUCAGAUUGAUGAGGAGGUUGCAAAGCUAUUGGCUUUGAAGGCUCAACUGCUGAAUCUCGAUGAAGGCGAGCCGGAGCGUGGCAACAAGAAUAUCACACUGAAAACAGCCAAAGGUACCCGCGACUAUGGCCCGGAAGCGAUGGCCCUCCGGUUGGACAUUCUGGAGCGGGUUAAGACCGUGUUCAAAAAGCACGGAGCGGAAACGAUCGACACGCCGGUCUUUGAGCUGAAGGAGGUGCUGACGGGAAAGUACGGCGAGGACAGCAAGUUGAUCUACGAUCUGAAGGAUCAGGGUGGGGAGAUUUUGGCCCUGCGGUACGAUCUGACUGUGCCGUUUGCGAGGUUCGUCGGGAUGGGAAAUGUGUUCAACAUCCGGCGGUAUCACAUUGCCAAGGUCUAUCGGAGAGACAAUCCGUCCAUGUCCAAGGGACGCUACAGGGAGUUUUACCAGUGCGAUUUCGACAUCGCCGGAACGUACGAUCCGAUGUUACCGGAUGCGGAGUGUGUGAAGGUGGUGGUGGAGAUUUUGACCGAGUUGGAAGUGGGGGAGUUUGUGAUCAAGUUGAAUCACAGGAAACUUCUGGAUGGCAUGUUCGAGGCGUGCGGAGUUCCGGGGGAUAAGUUCCGGACGAUUUGUUCGUCGGUGGAUAAGCUGGACAAAACGCCGUGGGAGGAAGUUCGGAAGGAGAUGAUCGAUGAAAAGGGUCUGGAUGGGGAGAUAGCUGAUCGGAUCGGGGAGUAUGUGCGGAUGAACGGUGGAGCGGAGCUGGUGGAUACACUGGCCGAGGACGAGAAGUUGAAGAACAUUAAGACGGCUAUGGAGGGUAUCGAAGAUAUGCGACUUUUGUUGCAGUAUUGCGAUGUCUUCGGGCUGAAGGAUAAGAUCAUCUUCGAUCUGAGUUUAGCUCGAGGGUUGGACUACUAUACGGGGGUGAUUUACGAAGCGGUGCUGAAGGCGGAACCGGUACUGAACGGGGGCGGUGCUGGUGGUAAGGGCAAGGGCAAGGAUAAGGAGGAGGAAGUGAGCGUCGGUUCGGUUGCCGGUGGCGGAAGGUACGACAAUCUGGUAGGUAUGUUCAAUCCGAAGCGGAAACAGGUCCCUUGCGUGGGAGUUUCGAUUGGCGUGGAGCGGAUCUUCUCGAUCUUGGAAGCCAAGAACCAGCAGAAGAAGAUCCGCACGACGGAGAUCGAAGUCUACGUGGCUUCGGCGCACAAGGGACUGCAUUUGAAGCGGAUGGAAGUGCUGAACAAGCUGUGGGAUGCCGGCAUUAAGGCGGAACAUCCGUACAAGCAGAAUCCGAAGCUGUUGGCCCAGCUGCAGUACUGCGAGGAGAAUCAGAUUCCGUACGCGAUCGUCCUGGGUGACGAGGAGCUGGCGCGGGGCAUUGUGAAGCUGAGGGAGAUCGCAACCCGCAAGGAGGAUGAAGUUCCACUGGAAUCGCUAGCGGAGGAGAUCCGCAAACGGUUGAACGUUUGAGCUCGAUAGUUUUGUUCGGGAGAAGCAGGAAACUUGCUGUGUGAUGCCGGGGGGAAAGAUGCGUUCGAGGAAUAUAUCGAAUUUCCGUUGAAUGCCUUUGCUUGGAACGCUUAAUUUUCUUCGCAGCUUUGAAUAGAAAUGGCAACUCAGUUGUGAUGUGCAGCUAUCGUAGUUAUGCAAUUGCAAAGCACAAAGGGAAGUGUUGCCAGACUGCAUCGAUUUUCCGUCGAAUGAAUUUGCUGGACAACCUAGUUCCUAUGUGUAUGUUGAUGGCAACGAGGGGAGAUUUCAGCAUGACGAGUCAUAUGGUGAUCUAGCUUUAGAGCAGACCACCUCCACCACUUCUGGCAAAUUUGAGCGACCAGAAAUCAGCGCCACUCGUUUAGCUCGGGUGGCGUGUGAGGUGAGGUGACAGCGAAGUGAUGGUGAAGUGACGAUUGUCACUAACCUAAUCCACUAAUUAUUCGUGGCAUCCUGGAUAUCAGAAUUUCAUUUCUGUAGUUAACAAUGUCUAUAUAAGAGAUAUUAUGUUCCCUUACAAAACGUGAGGGAAUUUUGCGGGAAACUACUUCGAAAUUUCGAAGCUCAACUAGAGAUGUGAAAUAUCGGUGUUCAAGUUGUGAGCACGCAAUUUCAGUGUUAACAUUUUUCAAGCCCAAAUCGAUACAAUAUUCGAAAAAGAGUAAACACCAUCUAGGCAGCACCGAGGGCAGUACGCAAUUUGCCAGAGACAAGAAAGCAGGUGGAGAAAUGUUUGCCUUAGUUCUGACGAAAAAUGGCUACGCUCCAAGGAUCUUCAGAUCUUGUUCGUGGAAGCAAGGCCUAUUUUCGAAGGGAGUCAUAUCAAAUCUUAGGUUGACGCAGUAGGAGCUUUUGUAAGUUUUCGAGAGAGAUAAACCCCCUUAUUCGUGUGAGGUGACUUUCCGUGUAAAUCAAAUGGAGAGUCACCUCACACUAUCUAUGCAAAUAAUACCAUGAAAAUAUAUUUCAAAUUUGAGUUAGGACCUAGGACCAAAAACUGGAGCACCGACUGACUGCCCAUAUCAAAUGGUUGCUACUCCGUGAUUGAUCAGAACCAGUAAAAUUGCACUAUGAAUCAACUGUCUAGUGCCAAAACUGGCCCCUCUUCGGGUAAAUUAUCUGUGCUUUCUAGCAUUCUAAAAUUCUUUCAGGUUAUCUUGCCCGAAGACACGUAUAGGCUUGUAGGUUCUGAUGUGAGAUGUUCACCCCUAUUCUGUAUUUCGUUCGAAACGAAAUUCUCAUACAAAAAAAUAUUGUUUUGUAUAGGAAUUUCGUUUCGAACGAAAUACAGAAUAGGGGUGGUUGUAGAAUUCUCAGCGGAUCUUCUGGGAUCUAUUAUUUGAACUUUACACGAUUCUCACCCCAAGCCUACUGAAGCCUCAGCCAAUUAUUCGUGGUCUGAAAUAUUUCACACUGAAGACAGUUGAAUAUGCCGACCAACAAUUGAAAAGGCCUCAACCCCAGUUUUGUAAACAAACCUUGUAAGGGAGUGGCCGUUGCAAAAGAACCAUUCUGUCGAUGAUUGGUGGACGCUGGAUCGUAUCACUUCAAGUGAUUAACAGGUUCUCCAAGUCUCCGAGAAGCUUUUCGAGCAUAGUUCCGUGCUUCAACUCGGUCCAACUUGGUCGUUUUAUGAAUGAGGAGCAACACUUUUAAACGAUGAUCUCAAAUAGCUGAUAGCUUGGUAACUUGAGUAGGAUUAAUAAAACAUUUCCAACUAGAUUCUCCUAACAUUGUAAAGGGUUCUCAAAGAAAGUCCUGUAAGACUCUGGGAGAGAAACGGCGUAGUUCACUGACCCCCAAAAUAAUUGCAUUUUGAUUCCUCUGUGGACUGCACGCGUCUCUUAACAUGAACUAAAUUUCGACUGGACUGGACAUAAAACCCUCGGAAACUUCAUACAUAACCUCAAACUUACAUUCAUCGAACACACAGAACGUAAUUAUUUCGGUGAAAUGAAGUCCAACUGGCACUUUUCAGAACAAGGCGUCGUACUAACAUCCAUUUUCUCAUCCUUCUAAUCACAUUGAGCCUAUUCCAUCAAAGCGAUAAUAUAUCGAUUCCCGAAGCUACAAAUAAACAAGCUGUUUACGUGAAUAUUCCCGCAUUUAUUCCCACUGGUGUCGUAUGUUGAGUUUUCCUGUUGUCCAACGUUAGGCUCUGGCAGUGAAAUAUAUUGUAACCUGCUUCGAUAAUGUUUUUACUCGUAAUAACUCACCUAUGAAACCGUUUGCUAUGAAUUACAC
This is a messenger RNA of Ochlerotatus camptorhynchus, 4276 nucleotides long. Its product is annotated as histidine--tRNA ligase, cytoplasmic-like. The transcript is spliced from 4 exons. Bases 317 to 2011 code for a protein of 564 amino acids. Gene Ontology annotation, cellular component: cytoplasm; mitochondrion; cytosol. Lineage: Eukaryota; Metazoa; Arthropoda; Insecta; Diptera; Culicidae. The record is from RefSeq and is a predicted model, not a curated record. Gene Ontology annotation, molecular function: histidine-tRNA ligase activity; RNA binding; ATP binding. Gene Ontology annotation, biological process: histidyl-tRNA aminoacylation; mitochondrial translation.